Molecule: messenger RNA, 1275 nt
Organism: Cryptomeria japonica (Japanese cedar)
Lineage: Eukaryota; Viridiplantae; Streptophyta; Pinopsida; Cupressales; Cupressaceae
Product: early nodulin-like protein 18
Exons: 2
Coding region: 329-1030 (233 amino acids)
Cellular component (GO): plasma membrane
Molecular function (GO): electron transfer activity
Source: RefSeq, a predicted model, not a curated record
ACCAAAUCCCAUCACUUGGACAAUAAUGCUUCACAUGGGAUUCAUUUCCACCAUUGAUCUCUGACUAUCCAGUGGGUCGUAAAACUUCAUGCCAAUAAAAUAGACAAAUCAUGACAAGCAUGAGUCGGUGGAGGACACAUCAUCCCACAUAGAAAAACACACAAAGAAACAAAACUCUCUUUCCAUCACUAACUUUUUUAAAUACCAAAUUGAAGUCUGAGAGUGAAGCUGAGAACCACUGCAGUAUAAAAAAUCAUUGGGAGAUAUGAUUUACAGGAUAGUAGAUUGAAGUGGGUCUGUGAAAAAAUCAAAGAAAAAGAAUUCAAUCAUGGAGAGAAUCGUGAUUGUGGGCAUAUGGGUAUUAAGUAUUGCAGUGAUAUUUGGCUGUGUGGAAGUGGAAGGCUACACGAAUUAUACAGUGGGGGACAAGCUAGGAUGGUUCGACAAGCUCAAGAAACCCAGUGUUGAUUAUGCCAAAUGGGCACAAGGGAAAAACUUCAGUCUCGGAGACUAUCUAAUUUUCAAUACAGACACGAACCAUACAGUGGUCCAAAGUUACAAUUCCACAACGUACAAGAUGUGUGACAAUCUAGAUGCUGAGACCGAUGACACCAUUGAGUGGUCUACUGCUGACCCAUCAACUGAUGCAAAGCCCUCCACAGUACCUGUCCCACUGGUUAAGGAAGGCAUCAACUAUUUCUUCUCAGGAGCUUAUGAUGGAAUUCAGUGCAGCAAGGGAGGACAAAAGUUUCAAAUCAUGGUGGCCCAUGGGCAGGGCCUCCCUGCCUCACUUAUGAGUCCUCCUCCUAGUGCCCCUGCCCCAGAUGAUGAAGAUGCUGACUCAACACCUGUCACAAAUGUGCCUCUGACACCUGUUCCAGAGGGAUCAAACACUCCUGAUGACUCUGGCACAUCAACCGAUUCCAACAACCAAAAUCAUCUGCUGCCCUUUCAUGGUUUGGGUUUUGUUGGCUUGGCCUCUGUAUUGGGUUUGCAGUUCUUGAUUGGAUAUGGUGAUCUGUUUCUGUAAGGAGAGUAUAAUGCAGGUAUUUGGGUCUACAGAAAAAGUGUAGGAGUCAGUUUCCAAUAAGCUUCCAUAGUCCAACAGUGCCUAUUUUUUCAUUUAAUUUUGGUAUUGAAUUAAUAAAAGUUGAUUACAGUUGAUCUUAAGAUAUGAUUAUCUCUGUUUUUAGAUCCAUAUUAUGGAAAGUCAUUUGUAGAUUCAUAAACAGAUCAUUGAGUAUGAUGGACAAUAAAAGAAUCUAUUUACAUUUC